AUGUCCCAUCCACAAGAGGCCACCGAAGACGACUUGGCUCCUACCGAAACCCAAGGCUACAAGGUCGGUCAAAGCAAGACCGUCGCAGAGCUUGCUGCUCUUGAUCAGGAAGACGAGUCUCUUCAACGUUGGAAAGCUUCCCUCGGUCUGGCUGCUUCUGCAGGUGCGGGUGGUAACAAAAAGGUUGUUCUUAAAACCCUCUUCCUCAUGACUAUCAAAGAGGGUGUCGAAUACUCCGUUGGUAUCACCUUUACCGUCGAGAACGAAAUCGUCUCCGGGUUGCGAUUCUUACAAGUCGUCAAGAGGUCAGGUGUCAAGGUCGAUAAGACAGAGGCAAUGCUUGGAUCUUACGGCCCUCAACCAGCACCUUACACCAAAGUCUUCGCUUCCGAGGAGUCACCUUCAGGUAUGCUCGCCAGAUCCGGAACAUACUUUGUUAGAUCUCGAGUGACCGACGAUGACAAUAACAUCUGGCUUGACUUUGAAUGGAGUUUCAAACUCGCUAAAGAAUGGUAG
Molecule: messenger RNA, 516 nt
Organism: Kwoniella botswanensis
Lineage: Eukaryota; Fungi; Basidiomycota; Tremellomycetes; Tremellales; Cryptococcaceae
Exons: 9
Coding region: 1-516 (171 amino acids)
Biological process (GO): Rho protein signal transduction
Cellular component (GO): cytoplasm; cytosol; membrane
Molecular function (GO): protein binding; Rho GDP-dissociation inhibitor activity
Source: RefSeq, a predicted model, not a curated record